Symbiodinium sp. CCMP2592 is the source of this 906-nucleotide messenger RNA. Lineage: Eukaryota; Dinophyceae; Suessiales; Symbiodiniaceae. The record is from the annotation of a GenBank genome assembly.
AUGGUGGCACCAGCGCGACAGCAAAGAGCCGUGGUACUCUCGACGGCAGGGGUUUUCGUUGCGUCGGUAUGGGCAAGCGGAGUGAACUUUUCUAUGCUUUGGACUGUCGCGAAGUCACAGAUGAAGGAUGACAGAUUCACUGAGAAUUGCACUCUUGUACGCAAAGAGACACUUUGUGAAGGCAGAUCUCGCGGUGAGCCUGUCCGCCGGUUCGUUUUCCAGCCGCCACCAAAUGCUUCAAUGACUGUUCAAACCGGGCUUCGCCAAGUGGUGGUGGUGAAUGCAGUGGGUGUUCGUCGACUGUAUUCACCCACAUCGAAGCCACGACAAGAUGGUACUUUUGACCUUGUUAUCCGUGUGUACAGGCAGGGCCGGGUUUCCCGCUGGCUGGAUUCGCUGCGGCUCGGGGAUUCCGUCAGUAUGACAUGGCCAUACCCUACACCUCUGCCGAGCAACCGUCGAAAUCCAGGGCGCCACGUGGGUCUGAUCGCGUUUGGGAUUGGCAUCACAGAGUUGUACCGCACUGCAGUGCAGGAGCUUGCAGACCCCCGAGUCAGGGAGGUGGUCCUACUCUAUGCGACGCGGACCAUGGAAGAACAGCAGGUGUUGAAGUCCGAGCUUCGCGAAUUGGCGUGCCAAGAGCCGAAGCGCUUUCGGCUGGUCGCUAUACUAUCCGAGGAGCAAGUCCCUGGAGUCCUGUUUGGCCGACUAAACUCUUCGGUGCUUGCGGAGGUCUUUCCGUGGCAGGCUGAUGGACUCCGAAGAGGUGCACGGUUCAUUCCAGCCGGGACGAAGGCCAUGAUACAGGCUGCCCAUACAUGGUUGGAAGAGCUCGGCUACCGCCCAGAUCGUUACAAGUUGAUUCGCGAUGCUACAAUGUUGCGACGACACAACUUGACGAAAUGA